Molecule: messenger RNA, 2222 nt
Organism: Enhydra lutris kenyoni (northern sea otter)
Lineage: Eukaryota; Metazoa; Chordata; Mammalia; Carnivora; Mustelidae
Product: globoside alpha-1,3-N-acetylgalactosaminyltransferase 1 (FORS blood group)
Exons: 6
Coding region: 868-1815 (315 amino acids)
Biological process (GO): carbohydrate metabolic process
Cellular component (GO): membrane; vesicle; Golgi apparatus
Molecular function (GO): globoside alpha-N-acetylgalactosaminyltransferase activity
Source: RefSeq, a predicted model, not a curated record
AUGGAGCCCUCCCUUCACCCCAAACUCCUCCAUUUCUUGGCAUCUCAACACCCAAAUCGUGACCCCUUUAUGGAUUCCUAGGUCCCCCCCCAACCUCUCUUGGAACUCCAGUCCCCCAACUGCAAUCCCAGUAAGACCAAACUAGUUUUGCUUUCUGGAUUUUGAUUAGCAAUGGCCUCAGGGCCUCUGCACUCGCUCUUUCCUCAGCUUGGACCAUUCUUCUAAGAACUCCUGUGCAUGCACCACAAUUCACCCCAUGUGUUCCCUCUGUGAAGCCCUCCCAACACGGCCACCAUCACUCCCUUCACUCCCUCGUGCCUAGGGCCUGGCAUCAAGAACAUUCCCGUCCCUGGAACGAAGACCGCACGGGUGGAUAAUGGCCACAUUGCAGGAGACCAGGAGGCUUUGACCUCUGAGGUCAACCAGACUCAAGGAGUGGUGGGGGAUCCCAUCAACGUGCACCAAGUGGGUUUUCAGCCUCAUGACAGUCAACAGGUGUUUUUCCUUCCCAGGGUGUAUGUGGAGAAUUGGCUGCCCUUUUCCUAUGUCCCCUAUUACCUCCCCUGCCCAGAGAUCUUAAACCUCAGCUCUGCUCUUUGGGCCUUUCCACCGGGGUCAAGCCCACCCAGGCCCUGCAGGAUCCUCUCUACCCAAGGCCGGCUGGUGUAGAUGGUAAUCACGCCCACCAAAUACUGUCGAAGCAGCGCCUUGAUUGGUGUCUGUGUAACUGGGUCCUGCAAGUGAUCAUCCCAUGGGCUCCGUUGACUCAGCCCAGGUCCCCAGGCAAGAAAGGGGCAGAAACUCAGAUCACCGGCUCUUUGCAGCUUCUCAGAACCUCUACCCACUGCCAGGCCCCUACAGAGGGAUAUGUUUGAAAGAGCCUCAGCUUUGCAGACAGAGGACACAGGCAACAUGCAACUGCAGUAUAAGGGGGAGAAGCCGUUCCAGCCCGUGACCUGGUCACUGUACCCUCAGCCCAAGUUGCUGGAGCAGAGGCCUUCGGAGCUGCUGACGCUUACGCCCUGGUUGGCACCCAUCGUGUCCGAGGGAACCUUCAACCCCGAGCUGCUGCGCCACAUCUACCAGCCUCUGAACCUGACCAUCGGGGUCACGGUGUUUGCCGUAGGGAAGUACACGGGCUUCGUGCAGCACUUCCUGGAGUCCGCCGAGCGCUUCUUCAUGCAGGGUUAUCGGGUGCGGUACUACCUCUUCACCGACGACUCCGCAGCCAUCCCUCGGGUCCCGCUGGGCCCCGGCCGCCUCCUCAGCACCAUCCCCAUCCAGAGGCACGCCCACUGGGAGGAGAUCUCCACGCGCCGGAUGGAGCAAAUCAGCCGGCACAUCGCCAAGAGGGCACACCGGGAGGUGGAGUACAUCUUCUGCCUCAAUGUGGACAUGGUGUUCCGGAACCCAUGGGGCCCCGAGACCCUGGGGGACCUGGUGGCCGCCAUUCACCCCGGCUACUAUGCUGUGCCCCGCCAGCAGUUCCCCUACGAGCGCAGGCAUAUUUCCACCGCCUUCGUGGCAGACGGCGAAGGGGACUUCUAUUAUGGUGGGGCGGUCUUCGGGGGGCGGGUGGCCAGUGUGUACGAGUUUACCAGGGGCUGCCACAUGGCCAUCCUGGCGGACAAGGCCAAUGGCAUCAUGGCCGCCUGGCAGGAGGAGAGCCACCUGAACCGCCGCUUCCUGUCGCACAAGCCCUCCAAAGUGCUGUCACCUGAGUACCUCUGGGACGGCAGGAAGCCCCAGCCGCCCAGCCUGAAGCUGAUCCGCUUUUCCACACCGGACAAGGCCACCAGCCGGCUAAGGAGCUGAUGGCAGAGCCAGGGCUGCCGUGGAGGGGUCCCCAUGCCCCACAGCCGGUGCGCCCCAAUGCCUCCCUUCUCGGGCUCCAGGUGAGACCAGUCCAGCCCUGCCUACCUCUGUCUCAGCAGAAAAUGGAGGCAGAAAGGCCUUUGUAAACUGUAAAGGGCUGCACCCACAUGAGAACACAAAGCUCACACGGCCAGGAAGAAGGGAGGAAGAGGUGAAGCGGACAGGGCCUGGUGGGCCCUACCCAGCGGACGUGCCUUUUGGGGCAGGCUCUGGAGUCAGCCCUCCUCCGUGCCUGAGAGUAAAAACUCCGUGCCCACCUCUGCCCCCGCCCGUUCCGCUGCCUAUUGCCCUUAAAGUUGCACUUCUAGGCGUGCCUGGGGGGCUUAGUCAGUUAAAUGGCUGCCUUC